CAGAAGAUGGCUGUGCCACCCACGUAUGCCAAUCUUGGCAAAUCUGCCAGGGAUGUCUUCACCAAGGACUAUGGAUUUGGCUUAAUAAAGCUUGAUUUGAAAACAAAAUCUGAGAAUGGAUUGGAAUUUACAAGCUCAGGCUCAGCCAACACUGAGACCACCAAAGUGACAGGCAGUCUGGAAACCAAGUACAGAUGGACUGAGUAUGGCCUGACGUUUACGGAGAAAUGGAACACUGACAAUACACUAGGCACCGAGAUUACCGUGGAAGAUCAGCUUGCAUGUGGACUGAAGCUGACCUUCGAUUCAUCCUUCUCACCUAACACUGGGGGGAAAAAUGCUAAAAUCAAGACAGGGUACAAGCAGGAGCACAUUAACUUGGACUGCGACAUAGAUUUUGACAUUGCUGGGCCUUCCAUCCGGGGUGCUCUGGUGCUGGGUUACAAGGGCUGGCUGGCCGGCUACCAGAUGAAUUUUGAGACUGCAAAGUCCAGAGUGACCCAGAGCAACUUUGCAGUUGGCUACGAGACUGAUGAAUUCUGGCUUCACACUAAUGUGAAUGACGGGACAGAGUUUGGCAGCCUCAUUUACCAGAAAGUGAACAAGAAGUUGGAGACCGCUGUCAAUCUUGCCUGGACAGCAGGAAACAGUAACACGCGCUUCGGAAUAGCAGCCAAGUAUCAGAUUGACCCUGACGCCUGCUUCUCAGCUAAAGUGAACAACUCCAGCCUGAUAGGUUUAGGAUACAUUCAGACUCUAAAGCCAGGUAUCAAACUGACACUGUCAGCUCUUCUGGAUGGGAAGAACGUCAAUGCUGGUGGCCACAAGCUUGGUCUAGGACUGGAAUUUCAAGCAUAAAUGAAUACUGUACAAUUGUUUAAUUUUAAACUAUUUUGCAGCAUAGCUACUUUCAGAAUUUAGUGUAUCUUUUAAUGUUGGAUGUCUGGGAUGCAAGUAUUGCUAAAUAUGUUAGCCCUCCAUGUUAAAGUUGAUUCAGCUUUAAGAUGUUACCCUUCCGGAGGUACAGAAGAAACCCAUUUCCAAAAAAGGUCCUUUCAGUGGUAGACUCGGGGGAAACUUGGUGGCCCCUUUGAGAUGCCAGGUUUCUUUUUUAUCUAGAAAUGGCUGCAAGUGGAAGCUGAUAAUAUGUAGGCACUUUGUAAAUUCAUAUUGAGUAAAUGAAUGAAAUUUUGAUUUCCUGAGAAUUGAACCUUGGUUUCCUAACCCUAAUUGAUGAGAGGCUCGCUUCUUGAUGUUGUGUACAAACUCACCUGAAUGGGACUUUUUUAGACAGAUCUCCAUGACCUGUUCCCACCCCAGUUCAUCAUCACCUCUUUUACACCAAAAGGUCUGUAGGGUGGGGUCACUGUUUCUUUUGUGCCAUUUUGGGGUGGAGAAGGUGGAUGUGAUGAAGCCAAUAAUUCAGGACUUAUUCCUUCUUGUGUUGUGUUUG
This is a messenger RNA of Gorilla gorilla gorilla (western lowland gorilla), 1453 nucleotides long. Its product is annotated as voltage-dependent anion-selective channel protein 1-like. The transcript has a single exon. NCBI's taxonomy places the organism in Eukaryota, Metazoa, Chordata, Mammalia, Primates, Hominidae. Gene Ontology annotation, molecular function: voltage-gated monoatomic anion channel activity. The record is from RefSeq and is a predicted model, not a curated record. Gene Ontology annotation, biological process: monoatomic anion transmembrane transport. The coding region runs from base 7 to 858 and encodes 283 amino acids. Gene Ontology annotation, cellular component: mitochondrial outer membrane.